GAAAUGUUGCGAGAUCACCUGACGCGUCGUCAUUGCUGUUGCGCUUCACUCACAACCGACCAACAACAUGGCUCCCAAAGACCAAAAUACACACAUGAUUCUCUGCCUUUUCCUCCUGACGCUUGUCCAGAACGCCGAGGCAUUUGACGGAGGAGAUGCUGCGGCUUUACUGUUGGGCGCGACCGUGACGCUCGUGGGAAUCUGCGCGUGCUUGGGCUGGUACGCGCGCACACGAAACGGUCAGUUUUAAUGACCAACCUGCUGAUCAAGGCCUCAUCCGGAAAUGUGACCCAGUGCAGAAGGGCUGAAGAGAAUUGAAAAUGCGUGCAGAGGAAGGAUCUAUAUGGAUAAUAUAAGCUGUUGGUUUUAUUCUUGACGUAUUAUCCCUAUCAGUGACACUAGGAAAUUCCUUCCUUCCGUCCUGCCCCAGUGCACCACGUGAGAAACUUCUACAACAGUAUCAGCAUUAAAAAGUCCAUUAGAUUAUUACUGCAUGAGAACAAGACCACAAGAUCAUUCUCUGACACAUUCCUAUGGACUUGGACAUUCUGGUGGGCUUGUGUUGUGUUGGUCUUCUGCCAUGUUACAAUCACUGCUUUCAUUUUCAACACUGCAUCACUCCUAAAAUUCUUGAAUGCUUUCUCUGUCUGCAUAAAGCAUUUAAUAUUAUUACCAAUGUGCUUUAGAGAGGGAGGGUGAUGGUGCUUGCUUUGUCUGUUUAAAGGUAAUAAACUUUAUGAAAUAUGUGCCAA
Megalobrama amblycephala (Wuchang bream) is the source of this 752-nucleotide messenger RNA. RefSeq names its product small integral membrane protein 30-like. The transcript has a single exon. Bases 68 to 250 code for a protein of 60 amino acids. Lineage: Eukaryota; Metazoa; Chordata; Actinopteri; Cypriniformes; Xenocyprididae. The record is from RefSeq and is a predicted model, not a curated record.